Penicillium crustosum is the source of this 339-nucleotide messenger RNA. RefSeq lists its product as uncharacterized. Bases 1 to 339 code for a protein of 112 amino acids. Lineage: Eukaryota; Fungi; Ascomycota; Eurotiomycetes; Eurotiales; Aspergillaceae. The record is from RefSeq and is a predicted model, not a curated record. The transcript has 2 exons.
AUGGUCAGUUGGCUAGAGGGCACUGGUUUUACCUCCAGGGCUGAUAUGUACGCGCGGGCCUUAUCGCGGGCCGUACCGCAGGAUGGUGAAGACCUAUGCACCAUAAGAGCAGCAGCUUUCAUCAAGCGUGACGAAUUCGCCGUUGGGCGCGACCGUCUACGAGAGUGCGCUUACUUGAUCUACCUUGGCGCUUUCCAAGGUUAUUCUACUGGCAUUUGGUGGGAAGCACCAGCACCAGGUAUGGUGAUUGGGGGCUUAGCAGCGCACGUAUCGCCUCAGAUGAACUACGGCAAUACUAUUGGCAUUGUUGUUCCCCCACUUCUUGCAAUCUGCAAUUAG